Messenger RNA from Anopheles maculipalpis, 5757 nucleotides. RefSeq lists its product as uncharacterized. The record is from RefSeq and is a predicted model, not a curated record. Lineage: Eukaryota; Metazoa; Arthropoda; Insecta; Diptera; Culicidae. The coding region runs from base 1 to 5757 and encodes 1918 amino acids. Gene Ontology annotation, molecular function: protein binding. The transcript has a single exon.
AUGGAAAAUCAAUUGAUUGAACCUAUCUUCGAAGCAAUCACUGUUGGAGAUGAGGCAGAUCUGCAGCGAUGCUUAGAACAGGCCACCAUCGACACGGUGUUGGAGUUUCAGCAUGCGUACGGUGAAUCUCCGCUCCAUUUGUGCGUCAAAAUCGGUGGCAUGAGUCAUCUCGGUGUAGUGCGUUGUUUAUUGGCAAGCCGGCUGUUUGAUAGCACUGCCGUCGACGGGGAAGGGUUAACUGCACUCGAAUGUGCACUGAAGAACGCUGACAACGAGUUGGUUGAGGCACUGAUAAAGAUAGAAAUUGAGGAGCUGGAUGAUGCAACCGCUUGCUACAGGAUGUUAAGGUACGAUUCGUUGGAGAUAUUUAAAAAGUAUCUGCUGGUAAGACAGUUCCCGGAGGAGGAUGAAUUUCAGCACAUAGCGAGUGCAUUGAUACGGCUGAAUGUGACGAACGUUCAACUAUCGGAAGCUCUGCGACACUACACGCAAUGGAAACUGUCCGACUACGGGUUUCGUGCGCUGUCAGGCAACUGGACGGGAAUGAAGGAUCCUAACGAAUGGAAAACCCACAUCGAAAUCAUCAGCGAGUGUUGGCGAGUUAUAGGCGAACAGCACAACACACGACUAUAUGACGACGCUAAUGACGUGUUCCUGCAUCGACUACAAACAAUGCACAAUCACUUUUACUUUCUCAAGCACAAGCAAUUUCUUGCCCAUCUCCCGAUGCAAGAGGCAACCUUCUGUGUGGCGAUAUUUUUAUCCAUCUAUAAGAAUCCAACACAAUUCUCCGAGUAUCGACUAAUGGUUAACAAAUGUCUGGUGAUCGAGUUUGUGCGCAUGAUAAGCCAACAGUUGGCAAUUGUACGGAAGUAUCUCGAGGGAACGGAAAAAGAACUACUGUCGAUUGUGCGACGAGCGGAAGCAGCAGGUGUUGAAGCAAAAAACCGACUGAUUGGUGAUUUGUUGGAUAAACUGGACACUUCCGAAUCUCUUCCCAACAAAGCGCAUGUGAUGAAACAGUUAAAAGAACGAGCCUCAUCGAAUAACGCUUCAAACAAGGAUAGCCUAAUCAAGGAUAUGCUAGAUAAGGCGAAAAAGAUCGACAAAAGUUGGACAGAAACAAAGUUCGAAGAGCUCAAGACGCUGGACCGGAGCUGUCGGGAACGGCUAAUUGAACAGAUCGGUAAACGGUUGCGCCACGUGUCUCAUCCACAAAACGUCGUUAACCGACUGAUGGGCGAUUGGAAGAAGGGAAAACCAACUGAUACCAUCGUGGCGGACAUUGUCUCGGGGGAAUCGUUCAAUUUGUGCCAGCUGAUGCGUGGAAAGGAUCGUCGCAUUAAACGCAAGUUGCUGAAAUGCUAUCGCAUCACCAAACAGCACUACUCCAUGCACAAGAUUGUGUUUUACUGCAAAAACAUUGAAAGUAUUCCGCCACCGGACAUAUUCCAACCAGCUACACUUGCUGAUGUCGCAUGUUUGAAGCGCUCGAUACAGGUGCUUGGUGAGGCUAUUAAGAAUACGACCAAUUCAGCCAACAUGCCGGAGCAAGCGAAGAACGCAGUCAAUUCGAUGCUAACGGCCCUUUUCCCCGACGUUAACAAACUCUUACGGGAAGUAUUUUCGCACAGCAUUUCGUUGAAGAAACUAAUGCAAGGGGAAUCGUACGAUGUGAAACUUUGUGCCAAGUUUCACGAAAAUAUGGGUAUGAUGCAAACGGCAUUUGUGCUGCUUUAUGCUGUAACUGUUGCUGAUGUGCGUCAGUCGUUUUACGGCCAGAUGCGCCAAUGUGACACUAUCCGGGAGUUGCGAUCAUUGGUACGGUAUGCCGGGACUGUCGAGGAACUGGAAAAGCGACAGCAAGCUUGCUACCUACAGGUGACGGAGUAUUUCGAUGAAGCAAAGGCAGUGUUCGAGCAGCUGGGGCAGGAACCGAUCGGUCAAACGCCUAUGUUCCACCGUUUGCACCAACAGCUCGAAGUAAAGCGACAGAUCGUGACACAGUUGGGGAACCAUUUUAAAGAGAACGAUGGCUUUUCUUACCAAGAAUUUCGAAGCGCAUGUUUGACUGGGAAUGAUCUGGCUGCUGUCCGGAAACUGUUAGAUUGGAAGCUAACGAUGAGCUGGACCGGAACAUUCUUCCGCAAGGUGCGCACAUCCUGGCAAACGAAUCACGUCGAAUCGUUAUCGUUAGAGUGGAAGGAUCAUCGGUUGCUGAAGUACAAUCCAUCAGUAAUUGCCGGCAUGUUAAAGCUGGCUUCCAGCGCAAUGGAGUGUAGCGAAGAGUUCGAUUACAUUGACUGUACUCGUCAGCUUGCGGUGGAACUCAACAUCGAGCAGAAACUGGACGAGGAAGCUUUGCAGCAGCUUAACAAACGAUUGCGAUCGUACUACAGCGAUAUUUUUUUCGUCGACAACAAAUGGAAGGUGUUGGAAGCGUUCUGCAAAGAGCGGAAACUUCCAUGGAAUAAGGAACAAGUUCGUAAGCUGGUCAAGAGCGAUCAGGAACUGUUGCAGUAUCUGUAUGAUGCCCGGCGAACGAAAUUGCGAAAAAUUUUGGAACAGCACCGACUGCAUACUGUUGAGGGACUAGUGACGCGACUGUACGAAAUUCCAACCAGAGUACUCUCUUCUCUCGAAUACCUUCAGUUGGAGCUUUGCGAGAUGCUGUUGGCGGUUGGAUAUUUUGGUGAUAGUUUCUAUUACCUCAAGCAUCGCAUUCCUAUGAUACAGGGAAAAAAUUAUCGCAACUUCUUGGCCCACGAUCAACUGUCGUACAAUCUGCUUACGGACAGCUGCAUGGAGAAGGUCGUCAUAAAUGCGUUCGUGUUUGCCUUCAAUGAGGUACGCUUGUUUGGCAACCCUCAUGGAAGUAGCUCGUUGAAGCUCAACGUUCCUACCGUGAGCGAAAUGGACCGUUGGGUUAAGCGUCAGCAGCAACUGUUGGAAGCGUUCCAAGACCGAGACAUCAGACGCAUGCACGCGAUAGUGCAGCAGGAUGGUGCGGAGAUUAAAGCCAAGUUUUGUAGCUCCCAGAACGCGGCAUACCUCCCACCCACAUACUGUCUUCUACCAGAGCUGAUAAAUCCUUGUCGCUCUGAUAAACCCACCGUCGAGUAUCUGGACAUAUUCUUCAACGGAUUUCAGGAUCAAUGCAACAAUCCCGCGUAUCAAGUAAGGAUGGCACUGACAAUGCGCGAUUUUCAGGCCGCUUUUGAUCGUACGCUUGCACACGGCGAUACACACAUCCAUGAGGAGUUACUCGACUGGGAGGACCUAAUGCCCCAAGCACGCAAAACGGAACUGUUUGUGCAUCUGGUAGCGGCAUUCAAUAGGGGUCGCAUAUUGAGCAAACUGAUCGAGCACGGCAACGUACGGGGCGUCCGCGAACUGUUGCCCUUCUUUGAGACGUUCAAUUCCCCGAACGAUCGUGGGCCGCUCGGGGAUGCGAUGCUUUACUGUUCACGGCCGAUUGCAGACUUGCUACUGCCACGAUCGAUGACACCACAUCCUGCGGUACUACUGCUUGCCAUCAUCCUCCAGUGGAACGAUAUCUUCACCCACAUGAUGGCGAAGGUGGGAGAAAUUAAUGAGGCCACGUUCCAGUUUCUGCUCCGAACGACUGCCCAGGCAAGAAACUAUACGGCCGCCGUAUAUCUGCUGGAAAACGAGGACUUUCAAGCCUUUCUCCCGGGAGCAUUUGUUUCGUGCUGUCAAUUAGCUGCUAGCAUGGGUGAACGUGCCAUACUGCAGCAUCUGUUCGAGCGUUGUCCUACACCGAACGUGACAAUGUUGGCGAAAAUUCUUCACCAAGCAGCAGUGAAGAAUAGAUGGCAGUGUGUGGAGCUACUUCUCCAGCACAACGUACCAGCCGAUGUGGUGUUCUCGGAUAGUCUGAGUGAGGAAAACUGCACACUGCUUGUACUGGUCAGGUACGGUGCAUGUCGAUUGCUACGCAAGAUCCGAUCAAUCAAGCUCGAACUAUUCGGCACGAUUGCAACGCAUCCCUUGGCUGUUGCUGUUCGAUAUGGAAUGGUGUCGAAAAGGAUGAUCCGUACAUUGCGCACAUUAGGGUUCGCGUGGCUGGAUAAUUCAGCAGCGUUACACCUGGCAAUACAGCACGGAAAGAGGAACGUUUUAGAAACGAUCCGAAAGCUUACGAAUGAACAGUGUACGGUGAACGUUUCUACCGAUUUUGAUCACUUCCGGCAAGCGCUAGGUGUGUUGUAUCGCUGGAAAAUGAUAUCUUUCGUAGAGGAGUCAAAGAAGACGUACGGAUUAUCGGGGCUGUUCUGUGCCGUACACAGCAAGGAUCAAGCGAUGGUACGCGAGAUGCUCAGUUGGGGACGUCAAAUACGAACGAUCGAUGAUGGUAGCAUUCUUGGUGGCAUCGCAUUUGAACGGGAGUCAAUUUUGACUUGCUUUGGUAAGACAACGAAUAAUGCGUUCUGGAGUACUCGCGAUAGCUGCGAAGAUAUGAUAGUCCGGAUGGAAACGUGUGCAAUGUUGGGCGAGAUGAUGAUAUGGCAACAGUUUACAUUAGAAGCUCAUACUACCCCAGUCACGUUCUACUUGCUAACUGCCUGUGAUGAGAUAAUUGAGGAAUCUCUCGAUAACCAGCUCAUCUUUCCUCUGCGUGAUUCGGAGUCUUUGUUGGAAAAUUUGGAGGACUUUCUCACGUUUGCUAACGCCUCACUCAGCAGCUAUGAUAUAGUUUUCGCCAAAUUUAAAACCAAAACUGGAGCGACCAGAUAUUUCUGGCAAAUCGAGCAAAUUAGUUGUAUAUACGACAUUCUUCCAGCAUCAAAGGAUGGAAUUGAUCUAGCCGAUAUGAUCAACUAUAGAGAUUCGCGGGGAGAAACUGCGCUACACUAUUGCUUUCCGAAAGACACACUCGAGCUGGUGAAGAUUUUGGUGGAGAACGGUGGCAAUCCACUGCUGGCGGAUAGUAGCGGUAUGGCUGCGAUCCAUAUUUCGAUGCUCAACUCGCAGGAUUUUGCCGUUGCACGCUAUCUGUUCGAUGAAUGUAUCCGACGUGAUUUGCGCAACGAUUCGGGCUGUUCCGUGCUGGAACUCGAUGAUGGCAUUGGAGGCAACCGAUUGAUACACACCGCCAUAAUGAGCGGUCGAAUAGACAUUUUACAACGAUUGCUGGAACAUCGCGUCGAUGUAUCGAAGGUGAACGCUUACGGAAUUACACCGGCACAGCUGGCCGCCUCGGUUAUCGUUUACAACGCAUACCGUAUGGUAAAGUUGAUUCUAGAUUACGAUUCGAGCUCGAUAAACACGAAGGACUACCAGGGUUGUACGCUACUACGGUACGCUGUACGGGAAAAGUCUCCUGAAUUGACGCAGUUGGUACUGCAAUACAAACCGGACCUAUUCGCCGACUGUGGCGGUUUGACGCCGCUUGGCUAUGCGAUCGCGGUAAAAAAUGUCGAGUGUGCGAAAUGUAUAGUGAAGUAUGCGGCCAAUAAUAACAUACGUGGCAUAACACAGGUAGAGGAUUGCGAUAUGAUCUUACUAUCGCUGAUGAUCAACAAUUACGAACUAUCGCGGAUGCUGCUUGAGUACGAACUGGAGCAUACGCUCGAGGAGGUUGAUGAACGCGAUCUGCCCCGUAUUAAAUCCAUCCUCGAAGGAACCAUUCCCGAAAAGCCGGAUAUGCCGGUGGCGCGGGUGGUGCAACGGUACGAGGAAUCGCAAAAAUUUCUACAAGAAUUAUUGCAGCUCGCUACCUCGGUUACCACGUAA